Aedes aegypti (yellow fever mosquito) is the source of this 1920-nucleotide messenger RNA. RefSeq names its product lysyl oxidase homolog 2B (gene Loxl2). The record is from RefSeq and is a predicted model, not a curated record. NCBI's taxonomy places the organism in Eukaryota, Metazoa, Arthropoda, Insecta, Diptera, Culicidae. Gene Ontology annotation, biological process: peptidyl-lysine oxidation. Gene Ontology annotation, molecular function: copper ion binding; protein-lysine 6-oxidase activity. Bases 270 to 1802 code for a protein of 510 amino acids. The transcript has 6 exons. Gene Ontology annotation, cellular component: membrane.
GAAGAUCAUUUGGCAGUAGUUUCGCGAUCGCCGAUCGACCAAGAUCUUCCUUGACCAAGACCGUUUGAUCGCCGCGUUAAGUGCUCGUUUCGUUGUGAAUGGAGCAGAAGGCAGUAAAUCUUCGGUUGUGGUUCCAAUAAAUUUUGUGAAUCGUGAGCGUGAUUGAUUCCAUUCUGAAAAUAGGAUCCUCGUUAAUUACGGCAUAAAGUGGCUGAUUUUGUGAAAGUGAAUCAUCAUUUUUAUACUGGCACAGAGGUGUUCAAGCGACUAUGACGGUGUUCGGUAAUCACCGGGAUCGGUUGCUGGUGGUGACCUUUGUCGUUGCUAUCACUUUCUUGGUGUCGGUGUGUCAAGCACUGCAAGGAUCCGCUCUUGAGGAGGCUCGGUUGCAUCGAGAGAAUUUGGUUCGAAAGUAUUUAAAGAAGCUUAAGAAGGAGGAUGGGGCCAUUAAGCUGGUUGGCGGACGAGGCGAUUUUGAGGGAAAUGUGGAAAUUUUCCACGACGGUAAAUGGGGCUCGGUGUGCGACGAUGAGUGGGACUCGUCCGAAGCGGAAGUAGUCUGCCGGCAGCUCGGAUUCCCCGGCCAUAUCAAAGCCACCCACAGCGGCCACUUUGGAAAGGCCAAGCGAAAGUUCUGGAUGGACAACCUGUUCUGUGGCGGUAAGGAGUCGGAGUUAGCGCAUUGUCACUUUGACGGUUGGGGUCACAGUGAUUGCGAAGCGAGUGAAUCGGCUGGGGUAAUCUGCAAAAAAGAUGACGGAGAGGAAACCAAGACGACGCCUAAGCCGAUUUCGGAAAAAUUUAAGCCGAAAAAGUCGUCACUGAUGAAGGACUUGGAGGUGCGGCUGGCUGGCGGGAGAAUUCCCAACGAAGGUCGAGUUGAGGUUCGCUUCGCUGGCAGUGGCACCGCUUGGGGUACGAUUUGCGCUGACGGAUGGUCACUACUCGAGGGCAACGUGGUUUGCCGGCAGCUUGGACUGGGCUAUGCAAAUGAUGCCAUUCAGACGGAUUUUUUCGGAGGCUCCAACAAGAGUGAGAUACUUCUCAGCGGGACAGAAUGCUACGGCAAUGAAACUAGCUUGGGCGAUUGCAUGCACCACGAGGUUGGGUGGCACAGCAGCUGCAGCGAGAGGGAGGGACACGUGGCCGCGGUAACCUGUGUGGCAACGAUGGCCGAUUUGGCGUUUGAUCAUGUGGAAAUGGAACAGUCGUUGCACCUGGAGGACCGGUUGAUGUAUCUGCUGCAGUGUGCCAUGGAGGAGAACUGCGUGGCUUCGCAGGCGUACGAAAUUCAACGGGACAAUCCCAAUUGGCACCUGGAGACCAGACGGUUGAUGAAAUUUACUGCCCGGGUGCUAAACACUGGGACGGCGGAUUUCCGGCCCCACAUUCCGAAGCACCUGUGGGAGUGGCAUCUGUGCCAUAUGCAUUACCACAGCAUGGAGGUGUUUGCCACGUUCGAUAUUUACAACGGUCAAGGGGUAAAGGUGGCCGAAGGUCACAAAGCUUCGUUUUGUUUGGAAGACAACCAGUGCCUGCCGGGAACGGAACCCAAAUAUUUCUGUGCCAACUAUGGAGAUCAAGGAAUCUCCAUAAACUGCGCCGACAUCUACCGGCACAACAUCGACUGCCAGUGGGUGGACAUCAGCGAGCUGGACUUUGGCCUGUAUACCCUCCGGGUGGCCAUCAAUCCGGAGUUCAAGGUACCGGAGAUGAGCUACGACAAUAAUGCAGCUGUCUGCAGCCUACUCUACACGGAGACCUACGCCCGGGCAUACGAUUGCAAAAUUACCCGACCGUAGUAGAGAUGGCAAGUUGGUGACCGAGGGGGCCACAGGAUCAUUGGCUCCGGGAAUCGGAAAGCAUGUUGGUCGGAAAAUAAACUUUCAUUACACAGUGCGGACGUCUGCCUCUUCAUUA